AUGUUCGAGGCUGCGGUGCCACAGUGCAUGGUUCUGAAUCCGGCGCCGCCCCAGAAGGAACAGCCAUUUUCAACAGCAGUGGAAGAGCGGCUUCGACUUCGAAAUAUACUUUGCCAGCUCUUCCCGGAAUGGGCAGUGCUGUCCGUAAUGUCAGCAUAUCCGGAUGAGAAUGAUGCGCAGAAGCUGUGCCCGCUGAUUAUAAGAGAACUUCAGCAGCAGCAGCAAAGCUUCCAGAAUUCUUGA
Messenger RNA from Gongylonema pulchrum, 243 nucleotides. The record is from the annotation of a GenBank genome assembly. Lineage: Eukaryota; Metazoa; Nematoda; Chromadorea; Rhabditida; Gongylonematidae.